Molecule: messenger RNA, 5338 nt
Organism: Carassius gibelio (silver crucian carp)
Lineage: Eukaryota; Metazoa; Chordata; Actinopteri; Cypriniformes; Cyprinidae
Product: guanine nucleotide-binding protein G(s) subunit alpha
Exons: 12
Coding region: 1185-2324 (379 amino acids)
Biological process (GO): sensory perception of chemical stimulus; adenylate cyclase-activating dopamine receptor signaling pathway
Cellular component (GO): heterotrimeric G-protein complex
Molecular function (GO): GTPase activity; corticotropin-releasing hormone receptor 1 binding; mu-type opioid receptor binding
Source: RefSeq, a predicted model, not a curated record
UGUCAUGUGAUUAGCAGGGUUCAAUGAGAGCUGUUUGCCCCACCCAUCUCUUCAACGCUGUCUAUCUCAAUGUAGAAUUCACUGAGAAAAGGAAAUAAUCGCUAAAAAUACACCCUCGAAAAGGAUUCAUUCGCCAGGAUUGGGGAUUCAACGCGCUCCGUCCGUAGGGAAUCCAUCGCUGUCGUUGUGGCAUCGGAUUUAUCUUCACGUAUCCAAAUGCACAUGAUCUACCACCCGAAUUCAACAAGGAUACAAAACGUAGCCUGACAGCGGACUCGGACUGCGAUAACCGGUAAAAUAUCGACGGAAUCGGUCGCAUUUGCAUCUGCGGUAGAAAGAACCGUAAGGAUCGCCACUCGCGUCAAAGCAAAGCCUACGGAUGUGAGGAGAAAUUCAAAUUACGGUAACGGAGAAGACGGCGAAGGGCCUCGUUUGAUUUGGACAAACCGAAAAAAAAGCCAUCAUUCACCAUAAGCAAAACAGGAGGGAAAAUAGCGUCAAUCUGAGGGGAAUUUUUCAGCACCUCCACCGUAUUUUUCUCGCAGACAACGUCGUUUCGUGACGGAGUUAAAAGGUUCAUGUCGGCCACGGCGCAGGGCGGAAUGAUCCACAUGCCGUCAUUUUGGUGGAAAUAUUUAUUUUUUUAAUUUGUAGCCACCCUUUCUGUCUCGUUCUGCCCGUGUCGUUGCAUCGGCCAACGGAAUCGACAGCAAGAUACCGAAAAGAAUCGCGUUUUGUGGAGCUAUUCAUGAUUUUAAUAGGAGUCGGUCGUUAUUUCGGGAAACCGACCAUGGAUUCGCGACGGGAAAUUUGCUAAAUCUCCGUCGUGGGAAAGCCGAAAUCAUUCAUGUAACGUCGAAGGCUUCGCUGAAUGCACAUACAUACACAGAAAUCUCAUAUUUGAUAGCAGCAAGCGCUCGACGGGACUCGGCCGUCUGUAGGCCGGCCUAGUGUUUUCUCCACCAGCUCUUCUCAACAAUACCAGUCACUCAUAGCUUUCAUAUUUCCCCGUGCUCCCUUAUCAGCUAAAGCCAGGGAAGUUAUGUGCAUACUAGUAUAAAUGUCCCGGUUUUCCAUCAAAGUGUUCUGAUCGGAGGCCAGUCAAGUCAUUUGGAUCAUUUAUUCACACGGUAGAUACACUUCUAGCCCCCCCACCCCAAAACUUUUCUUGGGUUUUUGGGAAAAUGGGUUGUUUGGGCAACAGUAAAACUGAGGACCAGCGAAAUGAGGAGAAGGCCCAGCGAGAAGCUAACAAAAAGAUAGAGAAACAGCUCCAGAAAGACAAACAGAUCUACAGAGCAACUCAUCGACUGCUCCUGUUAGGGGCUGGAGAAUCGGGGAAAAGCACCAUAGUCAAACAGAUGCGCAUAUUACAUGUCAAUGGCUUCAAUGCUGAAGAGAAAAAACAGAAAAUUCAAGACAUCAAGAAUAAUAUAAAAGAAGCUAUAGAGACUAUAGUGACUGCAAUGUCCGUGUUGGCACCUCCAGUCCAGUUAGCUUGUCCCGCAAAUAAGUUUCGAAUUGAUUACAUCCUCAAUUUAGCCAAUCAGAAGGACUUUGAGUUCACAUCGGAAUUUUAUGAACACACAAAGACCCUGUGGCAGGAUGAAGGGGUGAGAGCUUGCUUCGAAAGAUCCAAUGAAUAUCAACUGAUCGACUGUGCACAGUAUUUCCUGGACAGGAUUGACACUGUGAAACAGAGCGACUAUACUCCCACUGAUCAGGACUUGCUCAGAUGCAGAGUUCUGACUUCUGGGAUAUUUGAGACCAGAUUCCAAGUGGACAAAGUUAAUUUUCAUAUGUUUGAUGUUGGCGGACAGAGAGACGAACGCAGAAAAUGGAUCCAGUGUUUUAAUGAUGUGACUGCUAUCAUAUUUGUGGUAGCCAGCAGCAGUUAUAACAUGGUGCUCAGAGAGGACAAUCAGACCAACAGACUCCAGGAGGCACUAAACCUGUUCAAGAACAUCUGGAAUAACAGGUGGCUUCGAACUAUUUCUGUCAUUCUGUUCUUAAACAAGCAGGACUUGCUGGCUGAGAAGGUGUUGGCGGGAAAAUCAAAAAUUGAGGAUUACUUCGCCGAGUUUGCACGCUACACUACACCAGAUGAUGCAACACCAGAGCAAGGGGAAGAUCCGCGAGUUACAAGAGCAAAAUAUUUCAUCCGAGAUGAGUUCUUGAGGAUCAGUACAGCGAGUGGAGAUGGACGGCACUACUGCUACCCCCACUUCACCUGCGCCGUGGACACGGAAAACAUCCGCAGAGUGUUUAACGACUGCAGAGACAUCAUCCAGCGCAUGCACCUACGACAGUACGAACUCUUGUGAUCGCAGCAGGGAUGACGGGACGCAAACUCACCUCCUGAACUUUCUUUAGGCCCCCCUGCCCUACAUCACGCCCCAAUAUCAAACCAGAAACCUUCAAACUGAUGAGUCCCCACCUUUUACACUUAACACGCACACACAUGCAUAUUAUAUGUAUAUAUACACAUACUUGUAUGUAUAUAUAUUCAUAUAUAUUUAUAUAUAUAUAUACAUACGGACACACACACACAUGGCCUUUCUCCAUCCUGAGUGACUAGGGGCUGGGGCAAGGGGACGCACUGUGUUACUGAUGAAAGCGUGGCUGUGAUAUCUGGCAAAAAGACUUGUUAACACAGCCAAGGACUACCGAUGUUAAUAAAAAGAGAGAGAGGAAAACUAAACAUGUGAGAGGGAGAAGGAGGGGGGAGAGAAAAGAGGGAAGAAAAAAAACUGUCCAGGACUGCUCAGGACAAGGAAGCCAUUUCGUACACAUACAGACACAUAAUGCGUCCAGCUGAACUCCUGACACGCAGUCUUAUGUAUGUUACACGUCAAACUUGUCUUUUUCCUGAUCAUAUGCCUAAACACACGUUACUUAUAUUGAUGCGCACGCACAUACACACGCUAUUCUUAUCCUCCACCUUUUUGGUCCUGUUGAACAUUUAGUGUCUGUGCGAGCCUGGCACGAUCCCUCACCUUUUCCCAUUUCCCCUUUUCGCAAAAGCCACAUCCCACCCCCCCCAUCCCCCCCCCCCCACCUGAAGGAGAGCAAAAUGAUGGACUGUCUGUUAAAAAACGAAACAAAAAACACAGAAUGUAGAGCAAAAUGUCUUUUUCCCCCCAACAAAAACAGAGGGUUUGGAGCAUUUACUGCCCCGGGUUGUGUUACGUGUGGAGCAGAGAAUGACUUGAACACAAGACCCAUCACAUGACUCGCUUCUCAAGAUGCAUCGCAGGAAAGGCGAGUGCAUGCAAUGCUAGAUUCAUGCAGAACGGUGAACUAAAUGCAGUGCAAAAAAAAUACAUAUAUAUAUAUAUAUAGGAAAUUUAUUAUUCCUAUAAUAAUACAACCUUUUUCUGUUUGUUAGUUUCCCCAGUUUGUGUGUCGGUGCACCAUUUUAAACCACCUGUUUUCUCAUUUGUUCUCUCCAUCUGUUUUCCGAGUGCCAUUACUCUCUCUCUCUCUCGUUCUUUCUCCUCCCCUUAUCUUUCUCUCUGACUGUCUCCUCCCUGCUGCAAAAAUCUUGUACACUGACAUGUGGGGACUUCAUCAGACCGAGGGUAAGACUGAGUAAUGACGCGAGACAUGAGAAGGACGUCUAAUGGAUGGUCUAGUCACCCCAACAAACCCCCCCCCCACCCUUUAGCCUGGCUUUUGGUCUGUCUUUUGAUUUCUCUGCUGGAUCAUUAUUCUUGUACAGACUGUAAAAUGUAUUAUUUUGUACAACUUUAUUGAAGAAAAAAGUAACUUGUAGAAGCUCCCUGUGCCUUGAUCACGACUGUACGUGUAAAAUGAGCUAAGAUGUAAGUAAGAUAUGUUUUAUUGCGCUGUUUGGCUCUGCUCUGCCUCUGUCGAUUCCCUUGAACUCGGACCCUCCCGACUCCCUCCCCAAUUGCCUGUUUGCUCAUCAGACUCUGGGUGAAAGUUGCCCUCCUCACCCCUUCCUGUGCUGUUCUUGAACCGGCUUCCCCGUACAACUUAAGAAUGAAAACUUGCCAUGCCGGUGUCAGGUCGGCGACCGAGUGCAACAUUUACUAGCACUGCUUAUCAGUGGAGUUUGGGGGGAGCUGCUGUCUGUCACGUCCCCCUCCCACCUUUUUAUUUUCACUCGUUUAACCUGCCUCUGGUUUGUUUUAGGAUCAAGACGAAACGCCUGAUGCUGUGUAGUACAAAGCAAGAAACAUUAUAUACAGUAUAUAUAAAUAUAUAUAUUUAUGUGUAAAUAUAUUAUUUAUAUAUAUAUGUUUGCUUUUUACAAGUUUUCUUUGCCUUUUUUGGUCCGUGACAAGUCAACCUUUUUAGAGGCAGGGUGUGGGGCUUUUUUGUUUUCUUUUUUCUUUUUUGCUUUAACUCUGUUGAAGGAGAAAAUAAUCCAAAUGCAAAAACAUUGCUUGUCUCUUCGUAAAAAACCAAAUUCCUUUGCUAAAAAAAAAAGUGAAAAAAAAAAGACAGCAAAUCUGUCGAUGUAUUAAGUGUAAAAAUUGUUUUGAUAGCUGCACAGUCAGAUAUUGGGUUCAUAUCCUCCUCCCAUGGUAUUCAUGUUUAUUUCUUUAUAUUAAAAAAAAGAAAGGAAAAAAGAAAAAAGCUGCUCUACAAACUGACAUACUAACAAAAAGAGGCCGCCCAUCACUGGACAAUGACCAAUCGUAACCCUCUCUGUACCACACUUCCUGUCCUGCUUCCCAAUCACAUGAAAGCAGGGGCCAGCUUUUGGUGCUCUAAUGGUCCACUUUGUUACGCAAACAAAGUAUUUAUUUUUGUUUUAUUUAUUUGUCAUUUUAUACUUUUUUUUUUCUUUCUUUUUUUCACAAAUUUUCAAAAAAACACAAAUUCGGUUGUGUUUUCUGCAAAAUGUGGUACAGGUGUUUAUCUAUCUAUCUAUUGAUAUAGAUAUAUAGAUAUCAAUACAUACACACUCACACACACACAUAUAUAUGUAUAUAUAUUAUUUUUGUUUUUGGUUAUGGGCAUGGAAUGGGGUGGGGGGAGAUGUUAAGCUAUGAUAUUUUAGUAUGUUUACUUUUUUACUUUAUUUUCUAGUUCAGACUCGCUGCAGCAAUAAGUGAGUGUGAUUUGAGUACCAAAUGCCCCCUUGCCUGACUCUGUCUCUUUAAGAAGUGUUUUCAGUGUAUAUGUUGCUUUUUUUUCCAUGUCUCUCACACUUACUGUACAUUUUGUACAAAGAUUCAAAUUACAGCAGUAAAAGAAGAGUGUAACACUGUCUGAGUGACACACACAUGCGCACACACUUUUCACAAGGCUAACUCUGUUUUUUGGCCCAAAUCAAACUAUAAAGUAUAAUUUAGUUGCUCUUACA